AUGUUUUUAUCAUUGAUUUGUGGUAACUUACCUACAUAUAAAUACUUCGUUAUUAAAGACGGAUACGAAGAAAUCGAUAUUCACGAGCCUGGCGUUCAAUCUUCUUAUGAGUACCUUUGCGGCGUUGUUCCAAAAUUUUUACCCGACUUUACAACAUAUCACGCUAUCACAUUGAUUCACUGCUGGCAUAAGAAAGAAGGAAAUUACUACGCUGUUGAAGUUAUGACACAGAGAAUUAGAUAUUUAGUCACUGUUCAAGACAUUGAAGGCACACAUUAUUUAUAUUCCGUAAGAAUUCUAAAUUGUGAUGGCCCAGGAGGCGCCAAAUGGUCACAACCAGAACAAGAUAUCAUAGAUCUAGUUAUGGAAGAAGCCAAAGAGAAGUUUGGACAAGAUUUGAAGCUAAGAAAUGUUGCAGCAUUUACUACAAGACUUCAAGGCACAAAAUACGCUCACUUUGUCGCUGAUGUUGAAACAGAUUCCGAAAGAUUCUUAAUUAAUGUCCAUUUAGAGAAGCCAUUUGGCGGCCAGCAAUACUCAAUUAAGGACAUAGUGCGUGUUGAAUAA
Molecule: messenger RNA, 567 nt
Organism: Trichomonas vaginalis G3
Lineage: Eukaryota; Parabasalia; Trichomonadida; Trichomonadidae
Exons: 1
Coding region: 1-567 (188 amino acids)
Source: RefSeq, a predicted model, not a curated record